Panicum hallii is the source of this 2248-nucleotide messenger RNA. RefSeq lists its product as uncharacterized. The record is from RefSeq and is a predicted model, not a curated record. Bases 100 to 1680 code for a protein of 526 amino acids. The transcript is spliced from 9 exons. Lineage: Eukaryota; Viridiplantae; Streptophyta; Magnoliopsida; Poales; Poaceae. Gene Ontology annotation, biological process: protein transport.
AAGCGCCCCCCGGAUUCGAAGCCCAAAUCCAAGGGAACCACGCCCACACCCACUUCUUCAACCCCACCACCGGCCACCACCAGGCCUCACCGGUCCGCCAUGCCGCGCUCCUCCUCUUCCUCGUCCAACCCCUUCCACUCCCUCGCCUCCUCCACCUUCCCCUUCCUCUCCUCCCCAUCCUCAGCCGCCACCUCAUCGACGACCUCGCCCGCGCACCCGGCGCCCCACCUCGCCUUCCCGCUCCUCCUCCCCGUCUCCUCCGCGUCGUCCCCCGCCGGCCCGGAGACGCUGCCGGGCAAGCGGAUGGCAGGCGCCGGCGUGGCCGCGGGUGGCAAGCCAGGAGGUGGGAUUAAGGGCGGCGGCGGCGGCGGCGGCGGCGGCGGCGGGGGACCCGCGUUCGUGGGCCAGGUGUUCACCAUGCUCGACCCCUCUGGGAACGGGCUCAUGGCCGUCACCACCCGCUUCGAGCUCCCGCGCUUCCUCACGAACAGGACUCCUGCAUGGUUCAAAAAGAUCUUAUCACCGUUGAAGAAGAGUGAAAAUGGCCCAGUAUUUAGGUUUUUCAUGGAUUUGAAUGAUGCAGUAUCCUAUGUUAAGCGGCUAAAUGUGCCAAGUGGCAUGGUGGGGGCUUGUCGCCUUGAUGUAGCAUAUGAACAUUUCAAGGAAAAGCCUCACAUGUUUCAGUUUGUUCCAAAUGAAAAGCAGGUCAAGGCUGCCAAUAAACUACUGAAAUCACUUCCACAAAGGGGCAGAAGGAAAAGACUUGGUGGCGUCCCUGUUUUUAGUGCUCAAAACUUAAAUAUUGCAGUGGCAACAAAUGAUGGAAUUAGAUGGUACACACCAUACUUUUUUGAUAAAAACAUGUUGGACAAUAUUCUUGAAGCUUCAACGGAUCAACAUUUCCAUUCGAUAAUGCAAAAUCGCCAUAUGCAACGUAGAAGGGAUAUCGUUGAUGAUAGUUUAACAUCAGAAAUAAUUGAAGAAAGUGCUGAUAGCUUGCUUGAACCCCCAGAGGUUCAAGAAUUGAUGAAUGAGAUUGGUCCAGCUGGAAUACCAUUAAAUGUUGUAACUAAAGCUGCAGAAAUUCAGCUUCUUGAUGUUGUUGAUAAAGUUCUUCUAGGAAAUAAAUGGUUGAGAAAGGCUGCUGGCAUACAACCCCAAUUCCCUUAUGUUGUUGAUUCAUUUGAAGAAAGGACUGCUGUUUCGAUUGCCAAUAUAGCUACUACCAGCAGCUUUACUGCUUCAAAGGAUGAUAGCUGCUGCCAAAAUGAUCAGCAAUCUCAAUCUUCGGAGCCAAGUAUUGACAACAACUACAGAAGUCACAAUAACCAAGAUCAUAAUCAAUUUCACUUUCCAUUUAGCAAUCUGCUUCCAAAUAUAUGGCCAGGGCAUGACAGAAAUUUUAAAGAACAAGAAAGCGUCAGCAAAUUUAGCAGAUAUGAUGCUGACAUGAAUACUAAUUUACAAGUAAACCCUCUUCUCCCAAAAAUCACCAUGGUUGGCAUCUCAAUGGGUGAAGGUGGACAGAUGAGCAAGGCCAACUUAAAGAAGACAAUGGAAGACUUGACAAAAGAAUUGGAGCAAACGAGUGAAAAAAAUAGCUUUGGCGAUGAGAAAGACCCUCUUUUUGUUGCCAACGUUGGUGACUACUCAAGGAUAACAAAGAUUAGCUCUAGAUGAGGCUCAUUGCAGAACAGCAGUAUUCUGUACAUACCGAAGCUCUAGCCAAGUCUACUGAGUUUGUGUUGAUACUGAUUUCAGAGGGCCCUACUGAUAUAGUGAUGUUUGGAGAGGCGGCCAGCAUAUCAUGCUCAGAGUCUACAUAGUUCAUGUUGAUACUGAUCUCGGAGGCCAGGGCCCUACCUGUAUAGUGAUGUAAAUUGGAGGCCAGCAGAUCAUGCGCUCAUUCCAUUGUCACAGUUCUGACUUUAGGAGGCAAUCCAAUGUCAAUAUGCACAUGGAAUAGUUGACAGUUCUGACUUCAGGAGGCAAUCCAGUGUCAGUAUGGCCACCACUGAGUAGUAAGCCAAAAUUGCCAGGGAAUAGCGUGGAUAUUACUAUGCUAUAUAGAAUUUUGGAGAUGUUGAUUUGUCGAAGGAUGUUUGUGUGAAUAGAAAAGUUGCCUAUUGCAUAUUUUCAUGUAUGUGGUAUGUACAAAUAUGUAACAAGGCGUUAAAGUAGCAUGUGUUUGGAUGUAUUCCAUUGCGGAUUGCUAGUUUGAUUUUCUCAUGCGCAUGCAUUUUUUUUA